ACAGCAAGUGCAAUCAAUGUGAGCGCUUUAAAACUCAAGGCAGAAGCAAAAGAAAAUAAGAUUAGCUAUACAGAAGCUACCUGCGCUAUAACUAACGAACCAAUAAAUGAAGUAAUAAUCGAGAAUGAUCAAGAUGAUAUAAGUCACGAACCAAUAUGUGAUACAGAUGAUAUAAAUUAUGAGCCAAUAUAUGAUACAGACUCUUCUGUUGAAGAAUCAGAUAUUCUUUCGCUUAAAAUAACUUUAG
Molecule: messenger RNA, 247 nt
Organism: Racocetra persica
Lineage: Eukaryota; Fungi; Glomeromycota; Glomeromycetes; Diversisporales; Gigasporaceae
Source: the annotation of a GenBank genome assembly